This is a messenger RNA of Trichophyton benhamiae CBS 112371, 1374 nucleotides long. Its product is annotated as sister chromatid cohesion acetyltransferase Eco1, putative. Lineage: Eukaryota; Fungi; Ascomycota; Eurotiomycetes; Onygenales; Arthrodermataceae. Gene Ontology annotation, cellular component: chromatin; nucleus. The transcript has a single exon. Gene Ontology annotation, biological process: mitotic sister chromatid cohesion. Gene Ontology annotation, molecular function: protein-lysine-acetyltransferase activity. Bases 1 to 1374 code for a protein of 457 amino acids. The record is from RefSeq and is a predicted model, not a curated record.
AUGCCAGCAGACGAAAACACCGCCAGCAACAGUGGCAGCAGCAGCAUCGUCAUCAACAUCAACGGCAGUGCCGGCGAGAAUGACGGAGACCGCCAUCUCCAGGCGCCCCUGGCGGGCGACAUGGGCAGCGAGAACAACCUCGUCUGUGCGAUUCGCGAGUCCUCCGCUGCGGUCCUGUCCAGCCCGUCGCGGCACACUUCUACGGCCGCCACGGUCUACUCAGAGGACAUCCCGGAGCUGGACGAUGACCUGUCGACGCCGCCCAGCUCGCCGCCGCCGCGGGAGCACGAGGCCGAGCAGGUGAAGCUCAAGCUCGCCCUGACGCCGCCCCCCGCCAGCACCCGCAAGCCGACCUUUAGUUUCCUGAAACGCAAGCGGUCUGCGAACGAUACACCGCUGACGGAGCUCGAGGUCAACGGGGGCAGUGCCAGCAUGCGGUCGAUGGAUCCCCCGGCUAAGAAGAAGCAGACUCAGGCUGCAUCGGAGUCAACACCAACUACAUCAACAUCACCAACCACAGCAUCAUCAACAACAACAACAACAUCGACGACAACAACAGCAACAUCGACAACGACAGCAACGACAACAACGACAACAGCGCCCCGGCCGGCCCUGAAACAGACAACACUAGACCUUGGUGUAGCGUCCAACACGGUACGCAUAGAGUGCGAUACAUGUGGCAUGCACUAUAUCCCCUCGUCAGAACUAGACCGCUCCAUACACCGCAGAUACCAUGACCACAACUCAGCGUAUGGCGGCGGCGUCGAGUUUGGCAAGUCGUUUGUCCGAGCAAAUGCCUCGCGGUGGGUAUACGAGGCCUCCCGCUUCGAGGAAGGAUACGUCGUCAUCGUGGACCGGAAGAGCUCGGCUGGAACGAAAAACCAUGCCAAACGCGUGCUGGAGAUAGCAAACCUCGACCUGGGCGCCGUGGACAUCGACGACAGCGUCCUCUGGAGCAAGGUCGAGGCCAAACAGGGCGGAGAGGAAGUCGACCGGUUCAAGUUCUUCCUGCACAUGAAGGGCAGCAGAUGCGUUGGCCUCGCCCUGGCCGAACGCAUCUGGGAAGCCCACGGCAUCACCUCCAAGCCGUCCAAGCUGAUCCCAAAGCGCCCUUCAAGCCUCAGCUGCUCUCUCUCCCUCACCAAGGAAACAUACCCCGUCCUCGUGGGCAUAUCCCGCAUCUGGACGUGCCGGAUGUCCCGCCGGAAAGGCAUAGCCCUCGACCUGCUCGACUGCGUGGUCAGCAACUACUUCUACGGCAUGGAGAUGGCCCGCACACAGGUGGCCUUCAGCCAGCCGACGGAGUGCGGCUGUGCCUUGAUGAGGACCUUUUACGGAGACAAGGACUGGAGAAUCUACACUGGAAGCUGUUAA